AUGUUGGUUGCCUUUCGUCGCUCCGCUGUGAGCCACGCGCUGCGAUCCUCUCCCCGAACGUUGUCGGCGAGACCAACUCCUCAGCGCCUCCAAUCGCUCUAUUCAUCAAUUACGGGGCCAUCGUACGCGCCAAAAUCGCUGUUUCAUUCGUCUCCUUUUAGAUUCUCGUCAUCGGCGAUUUCUGUUGAGAAAGAUGCCACCGAGAAAUUUGAUCUGGACCAGCCCGGGCAAUCAACUUCGUUUCGGAAGUUAGCAGAGGAUGGAACAGUUUCACGUCCAUUAAUCGACUGUAUCACAUCACAUUUGCGCCUGGAGAAUAUGACGGAAGUUCAACGAUUGACAAUUCCUGAAUCCGUAAAUGGCGGCGACUUGUUGGCCCAAGCCAAGACUGGUACUGGUAAAACACUUGCUUUCCUUGUUCCUGUCCUGGAGAGGCUUGCCAAGGAUCGUUCUUUGAAUAAAUCGAUUAUCCGUCGCGGCCGGAAGGUUGGAACUAUUGAUAUUAGAUCAAUCAUCAUUUCUCCCACGCGAGAAUUGGCCGAACAGAUUGCAGACCAGGCUGCACCCCUCGCUUCCAGACUUGGAUUGAUUGUACAGAAAGCGGUGGGAGGCACUCAGAAACGGGACGCUUUGCGGCGAGUCUAUGCAGAGGGCUGUCACAUCCUAGUUGCAACCCCCGGUAGACUUCGGGAUCUGCUAUCCAACCACGUCAGUGGCGUGACGGCCCCAAAGCUAUCUUCACUUGUUCUGGAUGAGGCUGAUCGCUUGCUGGACCAAGGGUUUGCUCCCGAACUUAUGGAAAUCCAAAAUCUGCUUCCGGACCCAAAGGAAGUCGACCGUCAGACGCUCAUGUUCUCUGCCACUGUAGCCCCAGAAGUUGUGGGUAUGGUUCGCAACACCAUGAAGCCUGAUUUCAAGUUUAUCAAAACCGUCAACGACAAUGAGAUUCCAACGCAUCUUUCUGUUCCGCAAAAGACAGUGAUCCUAAAUGGCCUCGAAAACGCUAUGCCGGCUCUCUUAGAAUUGGUUAAGCUUAAUUUGGACAGAGUCCCCCCAUUCAAGGCGAUUGUGUACUUGAACUCCACCAAACAUACGAGUACUGCAUAUGAAAUAUUUAGGCACCUGCUGAUUGACCCCGAAACACCGCGAAGCGGUAACCCUCUCGAUCCGUUAUUCCGAGGCGAGAUUCAUUCGCGCCUGUCACAGGCCGAAAGAACACGAGUUUCGAACAAAUUUCGAAGGUGUAAAUCGGGUAUCCUUUUCUCAUCCGACGUCACUUCCCGUGGUAUGGAUUUCCCCGGCGUAACCCACGUUAUCCAAAUCGGUACGCCAAGAGAUCGUGAUACCUACAUCCAUCGUCUGGGCCGAACGGCUCGCGCCGGUAGGACGGGCGAAGGAUGGAUUUUCCUCCAUCAAGGGGAAAAGGGUGCAUUCGAUCGCAUGAUGCGGGAUAUUCCCGUCCACGUGGACAACACAACCCUCACUACCGCUGGCCUCAACAUGUUGGACGAGGCCGAAGUGACCCCCGAGGCUCUAUCCACCUUGAUGCAAGUCAAGUCGGCCACUGCUCAACUUUUGCCAGAAGCCAAAGAGGAGACAAUCUCGGCCAUACUUGCGACUUUGUCUGGAAUUUUCAAGAACAAGCGGAUGUUGAGCACCGCUAUCCAAGACCUCUCAGUCCAUGGUUUCGGCCUCCGCUCUACACCAUCGAUGAGUGAGUAUAGGUCCCAGAUUUUAGGUCUUGACCAGGAGGAUGGUUUUGUCGUCCGCACUCAUCGCCGCACCAAUCCCCGCGGUGGCCGUGAUUUCGCUCGCGGUCGUGGUCACGGUCGUGAUUCCUUCGGUGGUGGCCGUGACCGUCGUGACUCAUUUGGUGGCCGUCGCGAAUCCUCCGGUGGUCGUCGCGAAUCCUUCGGUGGUGGCCGUGAUCGUGGCUCCGGCCGUGGACGUGGUGAGCGCCGUGAGCGCGAGAACAUUGGCGAGUGGCUCCACCAACGGAGGGAUGAGUGGGCUUAA
Molecule: messenger RNA, 2016 nt
Organism: Aspergillus puulaauensis
Lineage: Eukaryota; Fungi; Ascomycota; Eurotiomycetes; Eurotiales; Aspergillaceae
Exons: 2
Coding region: 1-2016 (671 amino acids)
Cellular component (GO): mitochondrion
Molecular function (GO): ATP binding; nucleic acid binding
Source: RefSeq, a predicted model, not a curated record